AUGGCUGAUGAUUUCUCGUCAUCGAUGCCAACUCCAGAGUCUCCUUCAAGUAUACCUUUCAACGAUGAAUCGACCGCGCUUCUACCAAAGGUGCCUCUGGCUGGUGCACAAACUAAUACUCCCCAAUAUCGGCAAUGGCUAGCUGAAAUAUGGCUCUUGACCAAGGCGUCUAUCCCCGUGAUAUUGGCUUAUACACUCCAAAACAGCCUUCAGACCAUCUCUGUCUUGAUCGUAGGCCGUCUCUCUCCAGAAGCAUUAGCUACGGCUGCUUUCUGCUACAUGUUCGCAAUGGCCACAGGCUGGUUAGUCGCCAUGGGCGGCACAACAGCGCUAGACACCCUCGCAUCGACGAGCUUCACCGGCUCUCAAGACAAGCAUGACCUUGGAAUCCUGCUACAACGCGGCAUCAUAGUACUGACCGCAUUCUACGCCGUCGUAACCGUAAUAUGGGGGUUUUCCGGUCCCUUAUUCCGAGUCCUUGGACAGGAAGAAUUCAUCUGCGUCGAAGGGAGCAAGUUUCUACAUAUUCUAAUCCCAGGAGGCCUGGGAUACGUGUGGUUCGAAUCGAUGAAGAAGUAUUUACAGGCGCAGGAGAUAUACAGGCCGGGAACAUAUGUGCUCCUGAUCACGUCGCCGCUUAAUGCAUUGCUCAACUACCUCUUCAUUUAUCCUCUUGGUUUGGGCCUCUACGGUGCCCCUCUUGCAACGGGUAUAUCAUACUGGAUUUCGUUCCUGCUUCUCGUCGCAUACGCAACCUUCAUACACGGCCACGAAUGCUGGGGUGGCUUUGCUCCCCGUCGCGCGGCCUCGAAUCUUUGGCCGUUCGCACGUCUGGCCUUCUUGGGAGUUAUUCACGUGGGCACGGAGUGGUGGGCUUUUGAGAUUGUUGCUCUGGCUGCUGGCAGACUUGGCACUAUCGCGCUCGCCGCACAGUCCGUCAUCAUGACGGCCGAUCAGGUCAUCAACACGAUCCCUUUCGGUCUAGGCGUCGCCGCCUCGGCUCGGAUAGGUAACCUCCUAGGAGCACGGAAGCCCCGCGAUGCAGCACGCGCUGCCCACUGCGCUGCCAUCUUAUCUACGAUUCUGGGCGCCGUUAUACUCACCAUUCUGAUGAGCACUAGAAAUGUUUUUGGCAGGAUCUUUAACGACGAUGACCGCGUAGUCCGGCUCGUCGCAGACGUCAUGCCUUUUGUCGCCCUGUUCCAGAUCGCUGAUGGGCUGAACGGGAGUUGCGGUGGUGUACUCCGAGGCAUGGGGCGACAAUGGAUUGGUGCUCUUGUUAAUCUACUCAGCUACUACGGCGGUGCGCUACCAGCGGGAAUCUACCUUGCUUUCCAUGGAUGGGGUCUUCAAGGCCUAUGGGUUGGACAAUGUGUUGCUCUAUACCUAGUUGGAAUCCUUGAGUGGGUGAUUGUCGGGUUAAGUAAAUGGGACAAGGAGGUUGAUAGAGCGCUAGAUAGACUUGAUGCUGAUGAGGCUGGGGAUAAUUACGCCACUGGAAUAGGAGAGGUUACAGCUCGGAGUGAAGUGUAA
Messenger RNA from Daldinia loculata, 1533 nucleotides. Its product is annotated as MATE efflux family protein. Lineage: Eukaryota; Fungi; Ascomycota; Sordariomycetes; Xylariales; Hypoxylaceae. The transcript has 2 exons. Gene Ontology annotation, cellular component: membrane. Gene Ontology annotation, molecular function: antiporter activity; xenobiotic transmembrane transporter activity. Gene Ontology annotation, biological process: xenobiotic detoxification by transmembrane export across the plasma membrane. Bases 1 to 1533 code for a protein of 510 amino acids. The record is from RefSeq and is a predicted model, not a curated record.